Messenger RNA from Lymnaea stagnalis (great pond snail), 2320 nucleotides. NCBI's taxonomy places the organism in Eukaryota, Metazoa, Mollusca, Gastropoda, Lymnaeidae. The record is from the annotation of a GenBank genome assembly.
GGUCAGUCACUUGACAGAGAAAUCAAACUUUUGAAAUUCAGAUAACGACCUAAUACAGAAUGCACUUCACUCUCGUAUUUCUGGUGGCUGCUGCUGUAGUUUACGGUAAGUUUUGGUGGCUGCUGCUGUAGUUUACGGUAAGUUUGGAUGGCUGCUGCUGUAGUUUACGGUAAGUUUUGAUGGCUGCUGCUGUAGUUUACGGUAAGUUUUGAUGGCUGUUGCUGUAGUUUACGGUAAGUUUUGGUGGCUGCUGAUGUAGUUUACGGUAAGUUUCGUUGGCUACUGCUGUAGUUUACGGAAAAUUUUCGUGGCUGCUGCUGUAGUUUACGGUAAGUUUUGAUAGCUACUGCUGUAGUUUAUGGUAAGUUUUGAUAGCUACUGCUGUAGUUUACGCUAAGUUUUGAUAGCUGCUGCUGUAUUUUAUGGUGUAAGUUUUGAGAGCUACUUCUGUAGUUUACGGUACGUUUUGGUAGCUUCUGCUGUACUUUAAGGUACGUUUUGGUAGCUUCUUCUGUAGCUAGGUCUUAGGAGCUUUUUUGCGUGUGUGGUUUUUUUUUGGUCAUGUGUUUCAUGACAAGAGAUCCUAACUCGAGUUAAAAAUUAUGCACAUGGCACGCAAUGCCAUUUCCACAUUCAUAAAAGUAUUUACGUCCACAACGAGAUCACGUGAUGCAAUUCCUCGUUGAAAUUUUCAGGGGCCAACGCCGCCAUCUGCCCGACUUGUAGCAAUGAAAAUGACUACACAACAUGUACUGGACAACAGAACUGCCAGGCUGGACAUGACGUACGUUUUUUAAAAUUAUUAUAUUGUCUCUAACUUACUGAAAAUAAAUUUCUUUCCUUUUUUUUGGAAGUAUUGUGUCUCUUCAUGCAACUCACCAUUUUCAUUUAACUCCCCUUUUUUUUGAAUAUUUAGCAUUGAGUUGCUGUUAAGGUUAUGUUAAGAAGCUAUAUAAGCUUUUGUUUACCACUCGUUGAUUUUAAUCUGUCGGAUAAUUGCAUUUAUGUCUUUUUAGACCUGCGAAACAAGAAUCGACUUGAGAGAUAACAAAAUUGACUACCACUGCUCGGAAGCCCAGGUAAGAAGCUUAGAUAACUCAUUGGUCAGUAGAUUACACGGCUAAUUGAUCACUAUCAUGUAUAUACUAAACCAAUAUUAGCUUACUUUAAAUGAUGAUGAGUAGAGCAGAACUCACAAUAAAUAAUUUACACUUAAACAUCUAACUGAUCUCCAGCUUAGCCGACUAAUUAUAAAGUACCAGCUCCGUAAUAUCAAUCAGAAUCUAAGGCUACUGAUGGGACAAAAUUCUAUUCAAGAUUGUUUACUUGAAAAUACAUUGUUUGUGCAUACCUAAUAGUUUUAAUAGUUGCAUAAAAUCCUAUUUAAGAUUGUUGCCUCCAAAAUGCAUUCAUUGUUCAUUAUCAGUCAAUACUAUUUCAGAAUGGUGACUAUGUUCGAAAUAUUAACUGUUAGGCUUGCAGAAUAAAUGUAUUUCCCAAGUCACUAGUAAUUUCUCUUUUACAUACUUGUCAUUAGAAUAUCUCAUCAGGGGAUAUAUUAGAUCCUGUCCGGUUUGGAUCUGCACUGAAGUUCUUUAUGUUUAAUUUUCUGUUUCCAUCUGCCACUAGAGCUGCACUCACCAGCAAACCCAGAACAGCUGUGACAACGCCGGCACCAACGGUCACUGUGUCAUCUGCUGCAACAGCCUGGCCGACUGUAGGGCCAAACGUGACGACUACUUCAUGUGUAAGCACGCUGCCACACUGUUUUGAGUUGACUUUGAGAUUCGAUAAGCUGUUGUCUGUCAGUGGUCUGUCAGUGGUCUGUCAGUGGUCUGCCAGUUUUCUGCCAUUGGUCUGUCAGUGGUCUGCCAGUGUUCUGCCAUUGGUCUGCCAGUGGUCUGUCAGUGGUCUGUCAGUUGCCUGUCUGUGGUCUGUUAGUGCUCUGUCAGUGGUCUAUAAUCUUGGCUACGGUAUGAACAUUUUUUUAAAGAGCAGCACGAUGACAUAAUCAUGAUCAUUAAAUAAUUUAUUUUAAGAAAUUUAUGUGAUUUUUUCAUCAAUUUACAAUGAACCAUUUUAAACAUAAUGUUAGCAAUAAUAUCAAACAACAGCAACAUAAGACCGGACAAUACAUCAGAGCCUUUAUAAUUUACAUACUACUUUUGUUUGAUGGUUAUUUUUAAUGUGUAAUUAUUUUUGUGUAUCCCUAGUUGGUUAGUGUCCCGCAAGAACAAUUACCAAGAUGGCUGACUUUCUGAGUGUUCAACAAGAAAGUGCUAUACUUUAUUAUAUUUGAUAAAAUAUGGUUUAAAAUGGG